UAAAAAAGCCACAGUGUUGUCCCACUCUCUCUCUCUCUAUCCUUCCCCCACACUCCCUCUAUCUUUUAUGUACUCCUCAGAUCUGACCAGAGGAGGAGGAAGAAUCAACCAAAGAAGAUGACUGAUCGAGUCUUCCCAGCUUCAAAGCCACCAACCGCCACUAACGGAGCUCCUCCACCCGGUGGUGCCUUACCACCACCUCCGUCUGUCAACGGCAACGGAACAGCCAACCAGAAACCACAAGUCUACAUUCCGGCUAACCGUCCCGUCUACCGUCCGCAGCCUUACAGCCGCCACCACCACCACCAGUCACGACCAAGCUGCCGGCGAGUCUGCUGCUGCUGCUGUUUCUGGUCCAUCCUCCUCCUUCUGAUCCUCGCUCUCUUGGCCUCAAUCGCCGCCACCGCCGUGUACGUCAUCUACCACCCUCGCCCGCCGCUGUUCUCCGUCCCGUCGCUUCGCAUCGGCCGCGUGAACCUCACCACCUCGCCGGACGCCUCCGUCUCCCACCUCUCUUCCUUCUUCAACUUCACGCUCAUCUCCGUCAACCCCAACCAGCACCUCACCUUCUCCUACGACCGCUUCGCCGUCGCCGUCAAGUCCGUUAAGUCCGGAGAGAUGCUGGCUAACGGAACGGUCCCGGGGUUCUUCAGCGGUGACGGUAACAAGACGUCGUUUCGGGGCGUGAUCGCGACGUCUUCUUCGGCGCGUGAGCUGGAUCCGGAUGAGGCUCGGCGUUUGAAGUCGGAUCUGACGCGUGGGGUGCACGUGGGGUUGGAGAUCGAGAUGGUGACGAAGGUGAAGAUGCGGAUGGGGAAGCUGAAGAGCGAAGGGGUGGAGAUUAAAGUGACGUGUGGAGGGUUCGAAGGGACAGUGCCUAAAGGGAAAGUUCCGACCGUAGCGACUUCGAAACAGACCAAGUGUAAGUCUGAUCUGAGUGUUAAGGUUUGGAAAUGGAGUUUGUAAUGGAAUUUUUAUUUGUCUUUUUGUUUUUUUUUCUAAAUUUGUGAACUUUUGGAAUGAUCCAAAAGAAGAGUUAUUUCUCAGUUUGUUCGUUAAAGUUUGCAGAGGAGAGUCAGAGAGAUGAGAUAAGAUAGUGUUUGUUAGUAGAGAAGGCCCAGAGAAUUCACGGCUUCUAAAAGUUUCUUUGGAUUAUUGUU
Molecule: messenger RNA, 1160 nt
Organism: Raphanus sativus (radish)
Lineage: Eukaryota; Viridiplantae; Streptophyta; Magnoliopsida; Brassicales; Brassicaceae
Product: NDR1/HIN1-like protein 6
Exons: 1
Coding region: 118-966 (282 amino acids)
Cellular component (GO): plasma membrane
Source: RefSeq, a predicted model, not a curated record